CAAGUUCUCAGAGCUGGAGGAGGAGGAGACCUGGACUGGAGCACUGGGGUCCACACUGAGCCACUGUAAUGCAGUUUGGAGUGGUCGCUGAGGAUGCCACCAGAAGUUGCCUCUCCAUAACACCUGCAGUGCAUCGGCACUAUGGUUUUACUGGCUUAAGAGCUUGUAAGUUGCUUGUUAGUUUAUUCUACCUCAAACAAUUGUUUUAGAUAGUUCACAUGAUAUUUCAGGUUAUGCCAUCACAUGAAAGUGUAGGUGUAACGAGAUGUUUAGCAUGCAACAUUUUAUAAAUAGGCUCACAAAGUAACGGAUCCAGUUGAACAAUCUGAAGACAACUUCCAACAGUGAUGAUGAUGACGAUGAUGAAACUCACCAUGAACCGACCAGCCAACACCAUCGGACCAAGCCAGUAAAAGUCGUCUUUAUGGAGUUUUAAAAUGACAUUUUCUAAACUGCUGAACGAGAGCAAGGAUGAAUUCCCCUCGGACUUUCUCUCCAACAUCAGCAACACCUCCUGUGAGGGAAUCGCCGUCGACUCUCAAGUCAUCGGUGUGGGAAUCUUUCUUGCCAUCUUCAUUUUGCUGGCGAUCGUGGGGAACAUUUUGGUUAUUCUCUCGGUCCUUUGCAACAAACAUUUGCAGACGGUCACCAACUUCUUCAUUGUGAACCUGGCCAUAGCGGACCUUCUGCUGAGUAUCAUUGUCCUGCCGUUCUCUGCGUCUCUGGAGGUAUUUGGAUGCUGGGUGUUCGGUCGGGUUUUCUGCAACAUCUGGGCAGCGGUGGAUGUGCUCUGUUGCACGGCGUCUAUUUUAAGUUUGUGCAUUAUAUCCAUAGACAGGUACAUCGGGGUGAAAUACUGUCUGAAAUACCCCACUAUCAUGACUGAACGGAAAGCAGGUGUCAUCCUCGUGGUGGUCUGGGUUUCUUCAAUGGUGAUUUCUAUCGGACCGCUUUUGGGAUGGAAAGAACCUCCACCUUCUGAUGAAAGCAUCUGCAGCAUCACGGAGGAACCGGGCUAUGCUCUGUUCUCCUCCUUAUUCUCCUUCUACCUACCACUCAUGGUGAUUUUAGUCAUGUACACUAGAGUAUACAUCGUGGCCCGCAGGACUACAAAAAGUUUGGAAGCGGGUGUGAAACGGGAAAGAGAUAAAUCAAUGGAGGUGGUGCUGAGGAUACAUUGCAGGAGCAUUCCGGAGGAUUCGAACUCGAAAACAAAAAAUCACCCGUUCAGAAGUUCAUUGUCCGUGAGACUCAUGAAGUUCUCCAGGGAGAAGAAAGCUGCUAAAACCCUCGCCAUCGUCGUGGGCAUGUUCAUUCUCUGUUGGCUACCGUUUUUCUUCGUCUUGCCUUUGGGAUCUUUCUUCCCAGCUCUGAAGCCUUCUGAGAUGGUGUUCAAAGUAAUCUUCUGGCUGGGCUACUUCAACAGUUGCAUUAACCCCGUAAUUUACCCUUGCUCGAGCAAGGAAUUCCAGCGCGCCUUCACCCGUCUUCUGCGCUGCCAGUGCCAGCGGCGGCGCCGCGUCCUGCGCCGGUUCUACGAUCAGCGUUGGAGAACGGCCAUGCGGGGACCCCGGAGGGACCCGCACAGAGACUACUGCUCUGGAUUACCCUUUCACGAGCAGUGCGGUAACUCUUUAUAUUCCUGCCAGAGCAAAAGCCGGCCUCUUAGUCUGAAGGGCUGGAGCUUCUUCCCCCCUUUACAGAAGUCCUCCUUCCAGCUGAAGGAGAAAAUGAACAACAUUUCCAAUAAGAUCAAGAAUGGUACGGGGAAGAGUAGCACGUCUCCUCUGGCCCGGACAGAGAUCGACACCGUCUCAAUGGGGAUUUAUAAUGACUGCGCCGAUCAGAGCGGCUACCAGAUCUACGACCUCACAGAGUGCUACGGCCUGAAGGAAACAGACAUCUAAACAAAGACAGAGCUUACUCUCUGUUUUCUCAGAGCUCUGACCCACUGCCAGCUC
Messenger RNA from Rhinichthys klamathensis goyatoka, 1961 nucleotides. It is a transcript of the gene adra1d, whose product is annotated as adrenoceptor alpha 1D. NCBI's taxonomy places the organism in Eukaryota, Metazoa, Chordata, Actinopteri, Cypriniformes, Leuciscidae. Gene Ontology annotation, biological process: adenylate cyclase-activating adrenergic receptor signaling pathway; positive regulation of cytosolic calcium ion concentration; cell-cell signaling. Gene Ontology annotation, cellular component: membrane. Gene Ontology annotation, molecular function: alpha1-adrenergic receptor activity. The record is from RefSeq and is a predicted model, not a curated record. The transcript is spliced from 2 exons. Bases 438 to 1907 code for a protein of 489 amino acids.